This is a messenger RNA of Closterium sp. NIES-65, 5136 nucleotides long. Lineage: Eukaryota; Viridiplantae; Streptophyta; Zygnematophyceae; Desmidiales; Closteriaceae. The record is from the annotation of a GenBank genome assembly.
AUGCCCUGGGUUAUGCUCCACCUCUCCACCUCCUCCCACCCGCACUUCCGCGCCCUUCGCUUCAAUCACACCCCCGUUGAGGCGCUUUCAGCUGCUGCAGGGGAGAAAGGACAAGGAAGCGGAGGAGAAGGAGGAGGGAAAGUAGGAGGGAUUGUGGGGGGGAGUGGGUGGGGAGUGAGAAAGGGGGAGGUGUGGAGGCCGAGGAGGGGAGAGGGGGUGUGUGAGCUGGGGAGAGGGGAUUGGCAGAUGGAGAGGGAGGGAUAUCCGCUGAAUGGCCGAACAGGCUUUGACUAUCUCCACUUUGCCUGGCGAGAGAGCGAGUGCGCCCACCCGUUCACCCUCACGCACGCCCCCCUCUCCCACCCCCAUCUCCAACCGCAGGAGAAUGGCCGUACCGACUUUGACUAUCUGCAUUUCGCCUGGAGAGAGAGCGACUGCGCCCACCCGUUCACUCGCUUCCGAGCGGAUCGCUUCUUCGAGGCCUUCCAGAACCGUCGGAUCGUGUUCGUGGGCGACUCUACACUGUUGUCGAUGUUCCAGUCGCUGCUCUGCCUGCUCUCAGUGGGUUCGGAUGGGUUGAAUGCGGUGGAGCUGGGUUCGGACAGGUCAGGUGCAGCAAAGCCAAGUUCGGAGGGGUUGGGAGCGGUGAGAGUGGUGCGGCUGGAUGCGUGGGCGGCAUAUGUGGUGGCAGCACAGCCGCAUGUGCUGGUGAUUCACACGGGAGGCGCGUGGGUGGGGUUGCAGCAGCGAUGGCAGGAGCAUAGGGCGCGAAUACAUGCUUCUCAGGAGGGGCAGAAGGGGCAGGAGGGGCAGGAGGGGCAGGAGGGGCAGAGUGCAGCGAAUGAAUCAAAGGUUUUUGCUGCUGUGGCUGGUAAAGGAGUUGAGGGAGGGAUGCGUGAGGAGAAAGUGGGAGCAGAAGGCAAGGUGGAGGUUGGUGGGGGAAAGAGGAAGGCUGGAGGGGGAAAGGGGGAGCCUGGUGGGGGAAAAGGGGAGGUUGGUGGGGAAAAUUGGAAGGCUGGAGGGGGAAAGGGGGAGCCUGGUGGGGGAAAGGGGGAGCCUGGUGGGGGAAAAAGGGGAGGUUGGUUGGUGGGGGAAAAGGGGAAGGCUGGUGGGGGAAAAGGGGAGCCUGGUGGGGGAACUGGGGGGAAUGGCGGGGGGAAUAAGGGGACGGGUGAAAAGGCGAAGGGAAAGGGUGGGGGGAAGAAGGGGAAUGGUGGGGAGAAGAGGGGGAAUGGUGGGGAGAAGAAGGGGAGUGGCGGGGAGAAGAAGGGGAGUGGAGGGGAGAAUAGGGGGAAUGGUGGGGAGAAUAGGGGGAAUGGUGGGGAGAAUAGGGGGAAUGGUGGGGAGAAUAAGGGGAAUGGUGGGGGGAAUAGGGGGAAUGGCGGGGAGAAUAGGGGGAAUGGUGGAGAGAAUAAGGGGAAUGGCAGGGAGAAUAGGGGGAAUGGUGGAGAGAAUAAGGGGAAUGGUGGGGAGAAGAAGGGGAAUGGUGGAGGGAAGAAGGGGAAUGGUGGAGGGAAGAAGGGGAAUGGUGGAGGGAAGAAGGGGAAUGGUGGAGGGAAGAAGGGAAACAGUGGGGGAAAUGGAGUCGAUGGUUGGAAAAACAAAGGUAGCGGUGGUGGUAAACAGGGCAAUGGCGGGGGCUAUCAGGGCAAUGGCGGGGGCUAUCAGGGCAAUGGCGGGGGAAAUCAGGGCAACGGUGGGGGGAGCAAGGAGGCCGGUCAGGGAAAUGACGGGGGGAAUGGGGGCAAGGGUGGGGGGAGCAAGGAGGUCGGUCAGGGAAACCAAGGGAAUGGUGCGGGAAGAAAGGGGAACAGUGUGGGGGAUAACAAAAUCAGUGCGGGAAGCAAAGGGAAUGGUGGGAUGGCAUUGGGAGACAAUAGUAAAGCUGGGCAGAAAGGAGGCGGGACAGGAAAGCAGGCAGGCAGUGAGAUGAAGAAAGCGGGAGGGAAAGGGGAGAGCAGUGGUGAUAAGGCGAAGGAGAAACGCAAGGCUGUGGCAGAGGUGCAAAAAACGGGCAAGGGGCAAGGGAAGCAAGGAGAGGGGAAGCGGCAGAAGGUUGGGGAAAAAGUGGAGGAGGGGGUGAUGAAGCAGGGUGGUGAUAAUGGUGGCCAGACAGCCAGUGGAGGAGGAGGAGGGGACACCACGAGUGGUUCUCAGACUGAUCCGUUUGCAGGAGGGGAGUUGCGAAUGGGCGACUUCGGUGAUGAUGAUGCCAUUCUGCAGGGCAACAUGUCGAUACUUGAUGGAAUGGACGGUGCGGAUGAAGCAGGGUCCCUUGGUAGCAUGGACGGAUCAGAUGCAGCGGAGGGGGGUUCAGGUGAGGCAGUGGGUGGAUCGAAAUUGGAGGAAGGUGAUGUGAGAUUAGAGGAGGAGGAGCAGCAGACAGGCGGAAGCUUUAUGGCGGAUGAAGCUGACAUAGUCCUAGAGGAAAUGUCCGAAGCGAGCUCUUCAGUCGGUCGGGGCAGCUUCCUUGAUGAGGAUAGGCCGGUGGAAAAUGAUGAAGUGCCGGAGCAGCAGCAGCAGCAGGGCGGGAGUGUCAUGGCGGACGAAGCUGACCAAGUCCAAGAGGAGAUGUCUCAAGGUAGACUCUCAGAAGGAGAAGUGAUGCCUUCAGUCAAUCAAGUUACGUUUGAUGAGGAGGGUGAAGCGGCGAAAGAGGAUGCAGUGCAGGAGAAGGAUAACGAAUCUCAUGUUGUUACAGGUGCAGAGAAUGACAAGGAAGUUCGUGGGGAGGAUGUGCAUAACGAGGCUGCUAAUAAGGAGGAUGAGUCACCUGGAGGGCCUAGUGUGCUCCCACCUAACCUGCUUGACUCGGUUGACUUUCUUGACCCGGUAGCAGCAUUCACCAAGACCCUGCGCAUGCUGCACCACUUCCUCUCCUCCCAACCCACCGCCGAAUCCCUCCCAACUUUCUUUCUCGGGCUGCCCCGAGAACAUUAUUUCCGGGCAGACCAGGGCAACCAUACCUCGCUCUGCCUGCCAGACGACGUCACAUGCUCGGGUCCAAUGGGUCGGUCGAGGGGAGCCGGGGAGGAGGACCACGCCCCUAGUGGGGGCUCGAGGACGCUGUGGGCGGGGGGAGCUGGGUUUGCAUCUUUCCUUUCUACCCCUCACCUCCCCUUUUUCCCACUCACCCUUUCCUCUGCAAACCCUCCCAACUCCCAUGCCCCCUUCUCCUUCCCCAGACCCAAGCGCCGCCGCUAUGCCACCACAAGCUGGCAGGACGCCGUGGGUGGGGGGAGCAGCGGGGGGGGAGGCGCAGGGGCGGGGGGGGAGGGCGCAGGCGCAGCAGCAGGGGGAGGCGGGGGGGGACCCGGGGGAGGCGGGGGAGCGGGGGGAACAGGGGGGGGAGCGCGGAAGGGGGUAUAUCAUUGCAACUACUGUCACAGGGAUGUGACGGGGGAGGUGCGCGUGAAGUGUGCGGCGUGUGUGGACUUUGACCUCUGCGCUGAAUGCUUCUCCGUGGGCGCCGCUGCUCACACCGCACUCUGCCUCCCACCCGACACCAUGAGCUUCCCUCUUGUGCAUGAGGACUGGACUGCUGACGAGGAGAUGCUGCUGCUCGAGGCACUGGAGAUGUACGGAAUGGGCAACUGGGGGGAGAUUGCAGAGCACGUGGGGUCAAAGAGCAAGACACAAUGCCACGACCACUACCUCUACGACUACCUGCUGUCACCCACCGGGCCCUUGCCUGAUCUAUCUCGCCUGCGCACGCAAGCAGACACGGAAGCAGCCAAGGCGGCAAUGGAGGAGCAGGAGGCAGCAGAGACAGCAGCAAGGGCACAGGAGGCAGUUCUGUUCAACGUUCCUGUGGUGAAGCGAUGCUGGUGCGGCGCCAAGCACAACGAGUUUGAUCCUGAGUAUGAUACCCAGGCAGAGGCACCGCUGUGUGCCUCUUCUUAUCUUUCCCCCCGUUCUCCUCCUCCCCUCCUCCCCUCCUCUCCUCCCGUUCUCCUCCUCCCCUCCUCCCCUCCUUUACAGGCCAGAACCCAGCACCAAGGCGGACGACACUGCCUCAGCGCCAAUAACAGCGGGUUCAACGCAAAGCACAACGAACCUGAUCCUGGCGCCAAGGGGGACGACGCUGGUGCACCAAUCACAAGCGGGUACAACACAAAGCGCAACGACUUAGACCCCGAGUGUGACAGCGGGGCAGAGGCCCCGCCGCUGCCAGAGCCCAGCACCAAGACAGACGACACUGCAACACCCAUCACAAGCGGGUACAACACGAAGCGCAACGAGUUUGAUCCCGAAUACGACAACGAGGCAGAGGCACCACUGGCAGAGCUGGAAUUUAAGGAUUCCGAUUCAAGUGUGGAUAGACAGCUCAAGAUCAAGAUGCUGCACAUCUACUACUCCAGGUGCGCUUGGUUUGUGUUGCGGAUGUCACAGCGUUCAACAGUGGCGUACAGUGCAAGGCUGGCAGAGCUGGAAUUCAAGCAGUCGGACUCGAGUGUGGAUAGACAACUGAAGAUCAAGAUGCUGCACAUCGACUACUCCAGGCUGGAAGAGCGGUCCAGGCGCAAGGCCUUUAUCUUGGAGCGUGGUUUGCUCGACCCGAGAAGAGUGGACGGAACUAUCCGACCCGAAUCCACCUCCGGCAGCAGGGGGAGAGUCAGGGACCGGGACAGGACAGAUGAACAACACAAGAGAGAGGAUGGUGUGGAACAGGGAGGGGAGAGGGAAGGGGGAACUCUGGGGGAGGUGGGGGCAGAAGCGGGAGAGGGUGGGGUGGAGAAGGGGGAAGGGGGAGGGAAGCGGGGAGGGAAGCGAGGAGGCGGUGGGGAGAGGAGGAGGUCGAAGGAGGAACGGGAGAUGUUUCUGCGGUGCCGCGUGUUUGCGAGGUUUCUCAGUGCAGAGGAGCACGAGGGGUUGGUGCAGAGUUUGACUCAGGCGCAGAGGCUGCGAGACAGAGUGGCCGUGCUGCAGGAAUACGAGGGGCUGGUGCAGAGUCUGAUGCAGGCACAGCGAAUGCGAGACAGAGUGGCCGUGCUGCAGUCGAGAGCAGCUGGUGCAGAGUGGGGCUGGUGCAGAGUGGGGCUGGUGCAGAGUGGGGCUGGUGCAGAGUGGGGCUGGUGCAGAGUGGGGCUGGUGCAGAGUGGGGCUGGUGCAGAGUGGGGCUGGUGCAGAGUUUGA